GUACGGUCAACAACAUACAUGUAACUGUGCAUUUUCUUUGUAACGAAAAAAUACAUAGAAAUAAGAAACACUGAAUUAAAUUAAAUUAAUUAAAUCCUUACCAACAUAAAAACCAUUCAUUAUUACUAAAUUAGGCUAAAAUAGAAGGCUCAGAGUGAUACUAAAUGAAGAGUGCCGUAAGAGCCGGCUCUUCAAAGGGAGCCGAGCCAAAAGAACCGACUCUUUAAAAAGAGCCGGACAUCCUAUUGCUAGUAACGAUGCUUCGACCACUUCUUUUCUUUUCCAUGGCUGUUGUCUCACCAAUUUAUUGUGCUUUACCACCACCUACUGAUCUGGUGGAUUUACAAAUUGAACUGAUGAAACUAGUUGAAAUAGAUGAGAAGCUACACAAUCCACGGCUAAUGAACAUCGUGUCUCAUUUUAAAUAGGACAUUGAUGACCUUUGAACUUUCUAUGAGACAUACACAACACUAAGGUUUUUUCUUUAUACACCAAUCAGCCAUAACACAUUAUGACCACCUGCCUAAUAUUGUGUUGGUCCCCCUUUUGCGGCCAAAACAGCCCUGACCCGUCGAGGCAUGAACACCACUAGAUCCCUGAAGGUGUGCUGUGGGAUGUUAGCAGCAGAUCCUUUAAGUCCUCUAAGUUGCGAGGUGAGGCCUCCAUGGAUCGGACUUGCUUGUCCAGCACAUACCACAGAUGCUGGAUUGGAUUGAGAUUUGUGGAAUUUGGAGGUCAAUUCAACACCUCAUACUGGUUGUUGUGCUCAUUAAACCAUUCCUGAAUCAUUUCUGCUUUGUGGCACGGUGCAUUAUCCUGCUGAAAGAGACCACAGCCAUCUACAUAGUAGGUGUCCAUGGUCUGUAAAAAUGCUGAGAUAUGUGUAAUGUGUCAAAAUAACAUCCACGUGGAUGGCAGAACUCAAGGUUUCCCAGCAGAACAUUGCCCAGCAUGACACUGCCUACACACCGGCUUGCCUUCUUCCCAUAGUGCAUCCUGGUGCCAUGUGUUCCCCAGGUAAGCAAUGCACACUCACUCAGCCAUCCACAUGAUGUAAAAGAAAACGUGAUUCAUCAGACCAGGCCGCCUUCUUCCAUUGCUCCGUGGUCCAGUUCUGAUGCUCACCUGCCCAUUGUUGGCGCUUGAUAAAUAGUGCACUUGUGAAAAGAAAUAUGGAUCACACAAUCUGUGCUUUACUUAAAUUCUCCCAUCAUCUGUCCAUCCUCAAGUAUCACAAAGAAGCACUUCGAAACUUUGUCAGAGAGUAUGCUAGCUAAAUGAGCAGUGUGGAAACCUUCUAUAUCCUUUUGGUUCAGAGUCUAAUCACUAUUUAAGAGAUCUUUUUAUUCUGGUUCUUUCUUUCCUGUACUAAGAGGGGGGAAUGUCAUAGGAAAUUGGUUUUGGAACUUUAGCACUUCAGAAUGUAAAGUGUCUUAUUAAACUGGCUAAAUUUAAAAUCCACAUGAGAGCGUUUAGGGAUCGUUGACACAGAGCUGGCACUUGCAUGGCCAAUCUGGUGAGCUGAUAAUUCAUAGAGGAGGGAGACUGGACACACACACACGCUGUGAUCUGUAUGUGACCGUCACCAUGGAGACCUGCUAUCAAGGCCACAGUUUCAACAGGCUGCUUGAAGAAUAAACAGUGCACAGAGACAUAAGUGCUGAUUGAUAGAGAGAGAGGAAAAGAGAAGACCAGGAAGGCAGCUGCAUGCAGGAUUAAAACGGUCAUUUAUGAAGAUGGCCAGCUGGUUCAGUGAUGACAGGUUCAUGGCAGACAAAAAUGACUGGGAAUGGGACUGUGGUUUGGGAUCUCAGGAACUCAGGAACUCGUUCAGAUCUUCAAACCCUAUCUUGUCUGAGUUUGACUUGUGGGAAAAGUCUCUCUUUAAAUCUCGGUCCUCAGCUCUGAGUUGUGUGGGUGUGUCUCGAUCUGUUCACAGCUCCAAAACCAGCACCAGCUCCAUUGGCGGUCAGUGUGGGAUGAAACACAGCGAAUCAGCUGCCAGGCAAAGAUGGCAGUCUGCCUCACGUCUUGCGCCAGACGGAGCCCCCAGGUCCCACUCUGAGUUUGAGCUGCGAAGUGCGCUGGAGGAGAGCAGCAUGAGGAGAACGGAGCUAAUCCAGAGGCUUCGGGAGGCUCACGGUCGUCUGGACACACAAACAGACCUGCUGAAAGCCAAGGAGAGCCAGCUUCAGCACAGCCAGAGCACUACCCAACUUCUGGAGCGCAAGCAAAAGCAGCUGGCAAAGGCACUGACUGUUGUUGAGGAGCAAAAAGAAGCAGCUGAGCUAAGCCGCUUUGAGGAGAGCUGUCGCAGCGCAGACCUGCAAGACAAGGUGCUGCAGCUGGAGAUGGAUGUUAUGAAGAUGAAAUCUAACCUGGAGAGCAGGAGCACUGCACAAAUAUCAGCUUCACAUUCAAAGCCACACCUGGGCAGGACCAUGCCUGUAACAAAAGAUGAAUUUGUCAGAGAGGGACAGAAAAAGGCAGAGAGGGGAAUGCAGAAGCUUGAAGAAUCCCUCAGGGAAGCAGAGGAGAAAGCCGUGACGACAGCAGCAGAAAAAGACCAUGCAUUAAAACAACUCCAAUCCUGUAAAGAGGAUCAGCAGAAGGUAUUAAGGCAGAUGGAGGAGCUGAAGCAGCAGUUUAGCGCAUCCUUGGCGGCUCAGAAUGAGAUGCAGGACCGGCUCAGCGAGACCCGAAGUCGCCUCGGCCAACUGGAUCUGGAGAAUGAACUUCUCACCACAAAAACAUUGCGUUUGGAAGACAACAUAGAGGACCUGAAAUCAAAGCUGUCCACCGCUUUAUCUGAUAAAGAUCGCCUGGUUCAGGAGAAAGCUGAACUAUACCAAAGAGUGCAAAUCUUAGAACUAGAGCUACAAAGAUCCCAGCUGGGUAGAGAGGGUUUUACUCAGCAGGUGUGUGAUCUCCACUCCGAGCUAACUCAAGCCAAGAGCCAGGCCAACCAACAACAGCAGAAUAUCUUACUAAUGAAAGAGGAAUUGCACUCAGCCAAAGAGGUGAAUGAGAAACUCUCAGCAGACCUGUCCACAGCCACAGAGAGGGUUCAGGAGACAUUGCAGAAGCUACAUGAACUGGAAGCAGAGAAGCUGAUUCAAAGUAGUCAGAUAGCUGCGCUGGAGACUGAGCGCUUGCAGCUGAUUGGAGAGAAGGAGGAGCUGAUGGAUGUGUUUGACCAGGGAGAUCAGAAAGAGUUAAGAGAUCUGAAGGAGAGAUGCUGCCAGCUCAGAGAAUUACAGGAAAUGUUGGAGUAUGAGAAGAAGGAGCUUGAGGCACACUGCCAGGGCCUGGAAAAGAAAGUAGAGAAUGUUGAGGCAGAAUAUGAGCUUAAGCAGCAAGAGCUGAAGCUCAUGGAAGAGAAGAUGGAGCAAGAGAAGGAGGAGCUGAAGAGAGUGGCAGCUCACUGGAAUGAGCGAUGGCUGGAUGCUGCGAUGGCACUGCAGUCUACUCAAGCCCAACUAGAAGAGUCCAAAAACCAACAAGACUGUGAUGCUCUGAAGGAAGAAGCAGCAGAAAUGAAGAUCAGGCUGAAGACGAUUGAGACAGAGAUGAAGGACAGGCAGAAUCAGAUCCAGAGUUUGCUAGAAGAGAAGACACACCAUGAGAAAGAGUUGGCCAGAGUUAAGAAAGAAGCUGGUGCUUUGGAGCGAGUUGAGCUUGAUGCCUGCAGACAACAGCUGGAACUGGAGAAGAACAGAAGCCAGACUCUGCAGCAGAGGCUGAUGGGAAACCCUGUGUCUCUGGAGGAGAUGGAUGGAGAGCUGGUGCAGCUGAAGGCUGAGUUGCAGAAGGUGUGGGACAUGCUGAAGAUUCGUGACACUGAGCUGGAGGAGCAGCAGCAUGAGCUGCAGUCUGCCCGUGGCCAGGUGACUCAGCAGAACAACGAGGUACAGAGACUGGAGCAACAACUGGCUAAGCGAGAUCAGGAAUUGGAACAAAGAGCUCUUUUCCUGAAGGAUUUGAUGAGACAAAGAGACACAGAGAAAACUGAGGUCCAAAUCAAGAUAUCUGCUCUUGAAAAUGAGCUUGCUGGACUAAAAGAUCAGAAGAUCAUCCAGAAGCCAGAAACUCAACAAGACUCCCAGCCCAUAGACUCUCUAAUGGAAGAGAGCAGUAGGACCACCGAGCAGGAUCUGCAGAAAUCGUGUAGUGUCAGUCCUCCCCAACCGGGGAAAGCAGAGAAGCGAUCACCAUUAGCAGAGAAAAAGGAGGCAGGCAUAGAUCCUGACCAACAGAGGAGGCUAAUCACUGAGCAGCUGAAAAGUCUGUUUAAAGGGAGGGAACAGAUGAGCGAUGUGGUGUCACCAAUGAUCCAGAGAAAUGCUGGCUCAAAGUCCCCUAAUGUUAUCAAGGGUCAGCCAUGAUACAGCACCCCUGGAGCAGAAAGGGUUAAGGGCCUUGCUCAAGGGCCCAACAGUGGCAGCGCUAGGGCUUGAACCCCAAUCCUCCAUUUAACAAGCCAGAGCCUUAAUUGCUUGAUUUUUGUAACUUUCAAGCAACUUAUGGAAAUCUUGAUGCUCUUUCUCUCGUCAAGUUUGUGAACUGCCUCAGAACUGAGCUCAAAUGCAUACGUUUGUAAUUCUUCUUGCACCAUACAGGAAGACUGAAAUGAUCUGAGUUACCUUUAACAGUUUAGCUACAAAUAAAUAGCAUGUUGGAGCUUUGUGCUUAUACUGAGAUGAUUUGUGAUUAGUUAUUAUUUAGUAAAACUGUCAGGACAAGCUCCAAAACCUAAGCCUUGCUGAUAUACCGUGACAUUUGAUGUGAUCCAGAGCGUUCACAACAUUCUUCAGUGCUCUGUAAGUAAAAUGAGUCCACAGAAAUGACUUAUCUAUCGACAAUUGUAGUGUCGAAAAAUGUUAAAGAAUCGCUCCCUACUGAACCCCACAUCUCAUCUGAACCUCUCCUUUAUCUUCAUAAUCCUUCAUCACACAAGCAUCUUUAUUACGAGACCAGCUGUAGAUAAGCUUGAUUCAGUUUGACAUUUGUUCAUGCAAGACGUCAAUAUUAGAUAUAAUAACUAUGAUAAUGAUGGGUUGUGGUUUCCACCACAACAGAAAACAGCAGACAGACCCUGUGAUUCCCAGACCCUGUAAACAAGUUAACAGAAUAAAGGUCACUGUCGUUCUAGUAAAUUAUUUUUUGUCCCAUUUGCUUCAAGUAUUUUAAUAGGACACUUAAAAAAAAAAAAAAUUCAUGCACAGAUCAAACCUCUGACAUUUUGUUCCAGUCUUUAACAAGACUCUUUACUAGCUCCGUGUAAGCUGUCUGCCAUGUUCUGUUUAAUUCCUGAGAUCCCUUUUACGAGAAAGCAAUCUAUUUUAUAUAACUGUAAAAAAAAAAAAAAAAAAAAAAUCAUUUACUCCAAAAUCCACAUACCACAUUUCAAAAGUUUUGGGACGUCUGCCUUUACAUGUACAUGAAUGUAAUAUGGAGUUGUCCCACCCUUUGCAGCUAGAACAGCUUCAACUCUUCUGGGAAGGCUUUCCACAAGGUUUAGGAGUGUGUUUAUGGAAAUUUUUUACCGUUCCUCAGGCACUGAUGUUGGACAAGAAGGCCUGGCUUGCUCUAAUUCAUCCCAAAGGUGUUCUAUCGGGUUGAGGUCAGGACUCUGUGAGGGCCAGUCAAGUUCCUCCACACCAAACUUGCUCAUCCAUGUCUUUAUGGACCUUGCUUUGUGCACUGGUGUGCAGUCAUGUUGGAACAGGAAGGGGUCAUCCCCAAACUGUUCCCACAAAGCUGGAAGCAUGAAAUUGUCCAAAAUGUCUCGGUAUGCUGAAGCAUGGAGUUCCUUUUACUGGAACUAAGGGGCCGAGCCCAACCCCUGAAUUGAAUGAUUUGGAGGGGUGUCCCAAAACGUUUGGCAAUACAGUGUAUAUUCAACCAGAGUAGGACUACAAACGCUGAAGGAAACCACAAGAUAGGCUGUGCAUGACAUGUUGCAUUAAAUCAG
This is a messenger RNA of Hemibagrus wyckioides, 5974 nucleotides long. Its product is annotated as golgin subfamily A member 6-like protein 7. The record is from RefSeq and is a predicted model, not a curated record. The transcript has 23 exons. The coding region runs from base 1731 to 4385 and encodes 884 amino acids. Lineage: Eukaryota; Metazoa; Chordata; Actinopteri; Siluriformes; Bagridae.